UAUUCAGAAGUUUGUCAUCACCGCGGCAGUGCGUUGUGAAUUCUGUGUGUUAUUUUUGAUUUGUUUUACGAUUAAUUUUAUUUAUAUUAGUUAACAUUUUGUUGCAAAUAAUGUUAGAAAAGUGAUCAAGUGGACGAAUAAAAUACUACGCGCUACGUAAGAUCUUACAAAGGUAUUCAAAAUGCAUCCCAACGGGAUGCUACAGCCCUUCAUGUCCUACUCACCACCAUUCAAACAGUGGCUUCUUGCAGCCGCAUUGCUGUUGCUCUGUUGCAAUUUAAACAUAGUCGCUGCACAACAAGAGAAUUACUAUAAUACACAACAACAACAGCAGCAACAACAACAACAACAACAGCAGCAACAACAACAACAACAACAGCAAGUAUACAAUCAAAAUAAUCCACAAAAUCCAUUCCCUGGCUCUCAAGCCUACGAUGAUGUGAAUCAACGCUUCAAUAAUGAUCCUUAUAAUCAGAAUUCCAAUACGAAUCAGAAUCUCAAUACGAAUUUUAACCAAAAUACAAAUUAUAAUACGAAUGAUCCCGAUCGCACACGCUAUCGCACCGAUAACUUCAAUGAUUUGCCAGUUGAUGAACGUCCGAAUGCUGGCUAUGGCGGUGAGGAAGAUUUAAAUUUCGGCCGUGGCAAAACUUCGUACAAUGUAAAAGCAACUUUCUUAGAAUCGUUCCAUACGCGUGAACCGACUUAUUUUAUUGUUGCAUCACGCAUGGUGCGACCUGGCCUCAUCUAUAAGGUUGCGGUAUCGAUAUUGCGUGCUCAGUACCCAGUAACGGUGCAUGCCAGUAUUUCGUGUGAUGGUGUGCAGAUCAGUGGUGAUUCCAAAGAUGUAAAAGUGGGCGUACCCGAAACGAUGUUGAUGCGCGUGCCGCCUACGAGCGUCAAUGGGGAGUACAAACUGCGAGUAGAGGGUUUUUAUCAAGAUGUGUUCGGUGGUUUGGCCUUUCUGAAUGAAACACGCUUGGAUUUUUCGCAACGUUCGAUGAGUAUAUUCAUACAAACCGACAAACCUUUGUACAUGCAGGGCGAAACUGUGCGUUUCCGUUCGAUACCGAUCACAACUGAGCUGAAGGGCUUCGAUAAUGCAAUUGACGUUUAUAUGCUGGAUCCGAAUAAACAUAUUUUGCGGCGUUGGCUAUCACGCCAAUCGAAUCUUGGUUCCGUCUCUUUGGAAUACAAACUCGCUGAUCAACCCACCUUUGGUGAGUGGACAAUUCGUGUAAUUGCACAAGGUCAAGUGGAAGAAGGGCACUUCAGUGUAGAAGAGUAUUAUCAGACUCGUUUUGAAGUAAAUGUCACAAUGCCAGCAUUCUUUUUCACCACCGACCAAUUUAUUCAUGGCCGCGUGAUGGCCAAUUUCACUAGUGGUCACCCAGUACGCGGCAAUCUGACGUUGAAAGCAACGAUAAGACCUAUCGGAUACUUCAGUAAUCAGGUGCUAAACGAAAAAUUCCGCUUGGGACGUUCACCCACCGAAGAAGCUGCACGUUAUUUACAACAUCAGAAAGAACUGUACUACAAUCAAUACAGUCCAGUGCCUACACCAGAAGAUGUUAAUCGUAAUCAGGAUAUGCUUUAUCGCAAUCAGUACGUUGUUGAGCGGCAUUAUGAAUUUGAAGAGGAAUGGCCUUUCUGGGUGCGCAAACCCGAUGUGCCUGAUACGUACGAUUCUUGGACGGGUAGUUAUCGUAAGACAUUACCUUAUUUGCGCUACUUCAACGGUACAUUCCAUUUCAAAUGGCCAGUACGCGAACUGGAGGUUUUGGUGCCACAACUGGCGGGCAUGGAAGUAUUAAUCACCGCUACAGUUGGCGAAAAAUUCUACGACGAAGUGACUUCAGGCUAUGCAAUUGCGCGCGUCUACAAUUCCAGCAUUCGUGUGGCCUUCUUAGGCGAGUCGCCACAAGUCUUCAAGCCCUCCAUGCCGUUCACCGCUUACCUGGCCGUAGAGUAUCAUGAUGGUUCACCAAUUCAUAAAAAUCUACUACAGCAAGGUAUAAUGGAUGUCACCGGCUUUGUGGAAAGCAAGAGUGGAGGCCGACGAGAUUGGCCACCGACGCGACUGCAAAUGUCCGCCGCUAGUCCUGGUAUCUGGGCUGUGAAAGUGGAUCUACGUAAUGAUCUACAGCUAGAUGAUCGUGCCCAAUCGCGGGAUUUCUUAAAUGGCGUAGAACGUAUGCGUCUGCAAGCGAGUUUCAUUGAUCCACGCGGUGAACGCGCUCAAACAGAACUUCUGAUGGUGUCACACUAUUCGCCACGCAAUCAACAUAUCAAGGUUUCCACGAGCACAGAUACGCCGGUCGUUGGCGAAUACAUCAUCUUCCACAUACGUACGAAUUUCUACCUGGAGGACUUCAACUAUUUGAUUAUGUCCAAGGGUGUAAUACUGGUAAACGAUCGGGAAACAAUAAUAGAGGGCAUACGCACUAUCGCAGUUGUACUGAGCGCAGAGAUGGCCCCAGUGGCUACGAUUGUCGUUUGGAAGAUAACACUCGCUGGCCAAAUAGUUGCGGAUUCGCUGACAUUCCCGGUGAAUGGCAUUUCGCGAAACAACUUCACGGUCUACAUUAAUAACCGUAAAGCACGCACGGGUGAAAAGGUUGAAGUGGCCAUUUUCGGUGAAGCUGGCUCAUAUGUGGGGCUCUCCGGCAUCGACAGCGCGUUUUACACCAUGCAGGCAGGCAAUGAGUUGACAUAUGCGAAAAUAGUUACUAAAAUGUCAACAUUCGAUGAGCAAACAAAUGGCACAUACAAGCACGUCUGGCACACGCAUGAGGGCACACCCGAUGAGCUAGUAUACUUCCCCGCCUCGUCGUUCGGCAUCGACGCGAAUCGCACCUUCGAAUACAGCGGGUUAAUUGUGUUCACGGAUGGCUAUGUACCGCGGCGUUACGACACUUGUAAUCGCACACUCGGUUACGGCGAGUGCCUGUCCGGACGUUGCUAUCCGCUAAAUAAGAAAUGCGAUGGGCUGUUUGACUGUGAUGAUGGUACCGAUGAAAUUGGUUGUCGCAUACGCAAUGACACAGAACUAUUAGAUUAUCGCAAGUAUCGUUUUAAUCGCAUUUUGCGACACUACGAAAAUGUUUGGCUAUGGAAAGAUGUAAAUAUUGGACCGCAUGGACGUUAUAUAUUCAAUGUUGAGGUGCCAGAUCGCCCUGCCUACUGGAUGGUGAGCGCCUUCAGUGUUAGCCCCUCGAAAGGUUUCGGUAUGUUGAACAAAGCGAUUGAGUAUGUUGGCGUACAACCGUUUUUCAUUAACGUCGAGAUGCCCACGCAUUGUCGACAAGGCGAACAGGUUGGCAUACGUGUGACUGUCUUCAAUUACAUGACCACGCCCAUAGAGGCAACGGUAGUGUUGCAUGGCAGCAAGGAUUAUAAGUUUGUGCAUGUCGAGGAAAAUGGUAUUGUACGUUCCUACAAUCCACGUACCUCUUUUGGCGAGCAUCAGUUCUUCAUCUACUUGGAUGCACAGGGUACUACGGUGGUUUAUGUGCCGGUGGUGCCACAAAAGUUGGGUGAUAUCGAUGUAACAUUGCAUGUGGCCACCUUGCUGGGUACCGAUACAAUUACACGGCGUCUGCAUGUUGAAUCGGAUGGUUUGCCGCAAUAUCGCCAUCAAUCCAUACUCUUGGAUCUUUCGAAUCGCGCUUACGUACUUGAAUAUAUGCAUGUGAAUAUUACACAAACACCAGAGAUACCAUACCAAGUGGAUCGUUAUUUUGUCUAUGGCUCGAAUCGAGCACGUAUCUCCGUUGUGGGCGAUGUGGUUGGACCGAUUUUCCCCACGAUGCCAGUGAAUGCUACUUCACUGCUCUAUUUACCUAUGGAAUCGGCGGAACAGAAUGCAUUCUCAUUUGCUGCGAAUCUGUACACAAUCAUGUAUAUGCGUUUGAUCAAUCAACGUAAUAAGACAACGGAAAAGCAUGCCUUCUAUCACAUGAAUAUUGGCUAUCAACGCCAAUUGAGCUUCAUGCGCCCAGAUGGCUCAUUCUCACUCUUCCGGUCGGAUUGGAAUAACUCUGCCUCGUCCGUGUGGUUAACUGCGUAUUGCGUCCGUAUUUUCCAGGAAGCUUCCUUCUACGAAUGGGAAAAUUUUAUUUGGAUUGACCCAACUAUCAUCGAGAAGAAUAUGCGUUGGUUACUGCAACAUCAGACGCCUGAGGGUGGUUUCUACGAAGUUACUUGGCUGCCAGAUCGCAAGAUGAAUCGCACGAAUUUUGCCAAUAAUACUAGUUUACAAAAUCGCAACGUUACGCUCACCUCGCACGUACUUAUCUCAUUGGCCUCGGUUAAAGAUCUUUCCGGUUCGCUGGGCGCGCGUGUUGCGCUGGCACAACAACGCGCCAUAUCAUGGAUCGAACGCAAUAUGCAAUUCUUGGAAGAUACCGAAGAGCCAUAUGACGUCGCCCUCACUGCAUAUGCCCUCCUACUCUGCAAGUCACCAAUGGCAGAGCAUGUCUUUUCCAUAUUGCGGCGACAUGCACGUGUAAUCGGUGAUUUUAUGUAUUGGGGUAGCAAAGAGGUGCCACAACCGCCAAAGAAAUUAGAAAAUCAAAAAUGGUUCUCACUACCGCGGCUGCCAUACGAAUUUGAUGCUAUGAAUAUUGAGACAACUGCUUAUGCGUUGCUAGUUUACGUCUCUCGCCGUGAAUUUAUUGUCGAUCCAAUAGUACGUUGGUUGAAUGCGCAACGUCUGAACGAUGGCGGCUGGGCAUCUACACAAGAUACCAGUGCAGCAUUGCGUGCGCUUGUCGAGUAUACAGUACAUUCGCGCAUACGUGAGGUUUCAUCUUUGACGGUGGAAAUAGAGGCGUCAUCGCAAGGCGGCAAAAUACAAGCCUUACACAUCGAUGACACGAAUUUGGCGCAGCUGCAAAGUAUUGAGAUACCCGAAUCUUGGGGAACAGUUAAGGUGCAAGCCAAAGGUGCUGGUUAUGCGAUAUUGCAAAUGCAUGUGCAAUACAAUGUUGACAUAGCGAAAUUCCAGACGAAACCGCCUGUGCCAGCAUUCGGUCUGCAUACUAGAGCCAUCUUCCACGGCAGAAAUCAGUCGCACAUAUCAUACGUCGCUUGUCAAAAUUGGAUUAAUACACGCGAAUCGGAACGCUCCGGUAUGGCGGUGCUUGAUGUCGCUAUACCUACUGGCUAUUGGAUACAACAACAACGUCUCGAUCACUACGUGCUAAGCAAUCGUGUGCGAAAUUUACGUCGGGCUAAAUACACUCACCAGAAGGUUAUCUUCUACUUUGACUAUCUUGAUCAAGAGGAUAUUUGUGUUAAUUUCACUAUCGAACGUUGGUUCCCAGUGGCGAAUAUGUCACGUUAUUUGCCCAUACGCGUCUACGACUACUAUGCGCCAGAGCGCUUCAACGAGUCCAUUUUCGAUGCGUUACCCACAUACCUGCUGAACAUUUGUGAAGUGUGCGGCAGUUCGCAGUGUCCAUACUGUUCCAUUUACAAUAUGGGUUGGCGAGCUACUAUGUCUGUGUCACUUCUAUUCUUUAGCGUAUUUAUAUAUCUAAUGCGCAGUCGAAUGCAUGUAGUGCUUAAUUGUCUGUAUUUGUUCACAUAAGCCACCCCUAAGAUAGUUAAAAAUCCAGGUUUGUGCCGUUCCUGUAUACUUUUCCUGGUCCCAAUAUUUGAGUUUGUGUUUAAUAUUAAGCUUAGAAUUGACGAUUUUUACCCUCAACUAUUAUUUUUUUUCAUAUACAAAUCUUUAGUGUUCACAUACUGCACACCAUUUAAAAUACCUAUAGUAUCAGCUAGAAAAGACAAGUGGAUGUAAUACAGUGGAAUAGCAUGCUCAGCUGGUUCCUUAGUCGCUCGAAUAUUUAUAUAAAAAAAAAAACUCCGAAAAAACCAACGUUACGAAACAUACGUAGUUUUUAAAUGUAACUUAGUUGCCAGAGCAACGCUCAGCAACCGUGUUCCGUCCAAUACUGUGGUCAUUAGUUGACAACCGGUUCUUGCGCCAACUCUAUUUUGCUGCAAUUUAUUUAUAUUUAGUAACCUUUUCUUUUAUGUUAAUCUAAUGCAGUAUGCUAAUCUUUGUUGAAAAAGCGUUGAUUGUAAUUAAACGAUGAGAUCCAACAAUAAUCAAUAAUUUUAUUUUAAGUAUAAACACUGAAAAUCUCAUAUGUACAAAGCUAAAUGAGCUGAUAUUUAAGUACGUAUUUUUUUUUUAUAUAGCAGAGGACUUCAGGUAGCUUACAUCUCAAAUAGGAUUCGUAACUUGAAAUAAAUAGCAAUCUCGAAUUAAUUAAAAAUUUUGCGUACUAAGUGCGUAAAUGAAGAGAAUACAAAUGUGUCUUAUAAACGGCAAAAGCCUUGUAUCUUAGUUAAGUAGAGCAUAUCAUUGCAAUCAAAAGUGCAUUUUCUUUAUUAAAGUCAUAAAAUGAGACGAAAUUAAAACUAAAAUUUAUACUACCUUAUAAAUUUUUUUAUUGAAAUUGUAUUAUUGAAUAAAACGAACACCUGUAGUAGUUGUUAGUGACGUAUACACAAACAAAUAGUCUUACUGUAUAAAUAUUUGCUUAAAAAUAUAUGUUUAAUAAUUACAGACAUUCAUGCG
Rhagoletis pomonella (apple maggot) is the source of this 6592-nucleotide messenger RNA. RefSeq names its product CD109 antigen-like. Gene Ontology annotation, cellular component: extracellular region. The coding region runs from base 182 to 5593 and encodes 1803 amino acids. NCBI's taxonomy places the organism in Eukaryota, Metazoa, Arthropoda, Insecta, Diptera, Tephritidae. Gene Ontology annotation, molecular function: protein binding; endopeptidase inhibitor activity. The transcript has 9 exons. The record is from RefSeq and is a predicted model, not a curated record.